Esox lucius (northern pike) is the source of this 1474-nucleotide messenger RNA. RefSeq names its product retinol dehydrogenase 10b (gene rdh10b). The transcript has 6 exons. Lineage: Eukaryota; Metazoa; Chordata; Actinopteri; Esociformes; Esocidae. Bases 158 to 1207 code for a protein of 349 amino acids. The record is from RefSeq and is a predicted model, not a curated record. Gene Ontology annotation, molecular function: oxidoreductase activity, acting on the CH-OH group of donors, NAD or NADP as acceptor. Gene Ontology annotation, cellular component: lipid droplet.
AACAAACCACAGAAGAAGACUAAGCGGAGAAAACGUUACAGUGGCAACAAAUAAUAUGAGCUAUACAUGAUCCAAGUCAAAGUUACAUUUUCUUUGAUCCAUAAUAUUGUCAUGAUCUUGAAGUAUUUUGGAAAACAUGUUAAUUAAGUAACUCAUCAUGAAUAUCGUUGUUGAAUUCUGCUUGGUGUCUUGCAAAGUUUUUUGGACUUUAGUAUUAGCUGGAACCAGAUGGCUUAUGCGUCCAAAAGAGAAGAAUGUUAUGGGUCAGAUCUGUGUGAUUACUGGUGCCGGAAGCGGUCUUGGAAGAGACCUUGCCAAGGAGUUUGCCCGACGAGGUGCUACAGUUGUCCUUUGGGACAUCAAUCGGGAAACUAACGAAGAAACUGCUGAGAUAGUGCGAAAAAUAUAUAGCGAGCUUACCGGUUCGGUCUCUGGUGAGGCGGGAGAUUUGCCUACGAUUCAGGCCCAGGCUUACACUUACCUGUGUGAUGUUAGCAAGCGUGAAGAGGUGUACCUGACUGCAGAUAAGGUGCAGUGUGAAGUAGGCAACAUUGAUAUCUUGAUCAACAGUGCUGGGGUGGUCUCAGGACAUCACCUGCUGGAGUGUCCAGAUGAACUCCUAGAACGCACCAUGAUGGUCAACUGCCAUGCUCACUUCUGGACUACUAAGGCUUUUCUUCCCAAGAUGCUCCAGCUGAAUCAUGGACACAUUGUGACAGUAGCCAGCUCCCUUGGUCUGUUGAGAACAGCUGGUGUUGAGGACUACUGUGCCAGCAAGUUUGGUGCUAUAGGUUUUCAUGAGUCCCUCAGCCACGAGCUGAAAGCAAUUGAGAAAGAUGGGAUAAAGAUGACACUCGUCUGCGCAUUUCUAGUUGAUGGUCACAUUUUUAAUGGGUGUAAAAUCAGGAAAAAGACUUCCCCAUUUUUCCAUCAGUUAAAGCCAGAACAGUGUGUACAGCAGGUUGUGAGGGCCAUCCUAACAGACCAGUCCAUGAUCUGUACUCCACGGAGUAUGUACAUGGCCAGCUUCAUGAAGACGGUCUUGCCCUUUGAAGCCAUUGUUUGCAUGUACCAGUUUCUUGGAGCAGAUAAAUGCAUGUACCAUUCCAAGGCUCACCAGAUCAAUGCUAACAACAAUGAAACUGAGCUGACUUCAGUCCAGCAGGCUCGCAUCCAGCAGGUGUCACUGGAGAAAAAAGGAUGUUAACACACGCCCUUUCACGAGAUGUUAGACAUUUUUGCCGAGUUGUUCCUUUGGAACAAACAGCCUAUACUGUAUACUCUAUUAAGUGUUCGCCUUGUUUCAUUCUUGAGACAAUUUUUUGAAUGUCACAAAUGUAAUAAUCAAGCAAAAAUGUUUGCAUACUUCCCAUCCCGCUCUUUCAUUCCAUGGUGUUAGGCCUGUGAACAUUCCUAAUGCAGUGCCUUAUUCUGAAUGCAUUUGUGUCAAUAAAUAUGUGUAUUUUGCAAUGUA